AUCAACAACAAUAAAAGAAUAUACACAAUGCCAAAAUUGUCCCAAGAACAACUUUCUGAUGCCCAAGAUGCUUUCAAUCUCUAUGACAGAGACGGUGAUGGAAAGAUUCAAAUUUCUGAUCUUGGUACUCUCCUCCGUUGUUGUGGUAAGAACCCAACCAAUGCUGAAGUUGAAAAUUUGAAGCCUGAAGCUGAUUCAUCCAACUCUGGUUCAUUCAACUUUGAAACAUUGAAAACUCUUUUGGAAAAGUACACUUUCAAGGCUGAUAACGAACAAGAUGUUAAAGAUUGUUUCCGUAUCUUUGAUAAAGACGGUACUGGUUUUGUCCCAGUUUCUGAAUUGAGACACGUCUUGACAACAUUAGGUGAAAAGUUGUCUGCUGCUGAAGUUGAUGAUUUGCUCCGUGAUGCUGAAGUUGAUGACAAUGGUAACCUUAACUAUGCUACUUUUGUUCACAUGCUCAUGCCAAGCAAGAACUAAAUUAUUUCCUCCAUCACCAUAAUUUAAUUUAUCAAAACAUUCCAAUCUCCCAAUUUCAAUUCCCUCCAUAUUACCUUCCCUUUGAUAAUUUUGACGUUCAUAUUAAUUCAUGAUCGUCAUUAUUGUUGUAUACAAUAUAUUAAAAUUAAUUUAAUUUAAAUUAUUAUAA
Naegleria gruberi is the source of this 649-nucleotide messenger RNA. RefSeq lists its product as uncharacterized. Gene Ontology annotation, molecular function: calcium ion binding. The record is from RefSeq and is a predicted model, not a curated record. Lineage: Eukaryota; Heterolobosea; Eutetramitea; Acrasida; Naegleriidae. The coding region runs from base 28 to 480 and encodes 150 amino acids. The transcript has a single exon. Gene Ontology annotation, cellular component: myosin II complex.